This is a messenger RNA of Heteronotia binoei (common prickly gecko), 2703 nucleotides long. RefSeq names its product methyltransferase 13, eEF1A N-terminus and K55 (gene METTL13). NCBI's taxonomy places the organism in Eukaryota, Metazoa, Chordata, Lepidosauria, Squamata, Gekkonidae. The coding region runs from base 75 to 2171 and encodes 698 amino acids. The transcript is spliced from 8 exons. Gene Ontology annotation, molecular function: S-adenosylmethionine-dependent methyltransferase activity. The record is from RefSeq and is a predicted model, not a curated record.
GGGAAAGGGGGAGAGGAAGAUAGUAGUUCGGGCAUCUUUCUCUUUGGCGGAAGCCAUGCUUCUGGUUAGUCGCCAUGGAGGAGCUGCGGUUGCUGCCGAGACGGGCGCAGGACUUUGGUUCGGCUGGCUACUGGGAGCGCUUCUUCCGCGAGCGGGGCGAGCGCGCUUUCGAGUGGUACGGCGAGUGGGAGGAGCUCCGCGAGCCCUUGGAACGGUACCUGCGCCCGCGGGACUCGAUCCUUGUUGUUGGAUGUGGCAACUCAGAAAUGAGUGAGCAGCUCUACGAUGACGGGUACCAAAGUGUUGUCAAUGUGGACAUUAACGAAAUGGUCAUCAAGCAGAUGGGGAAACGCAGUGCUCACCUGCGGCCCAAGAUGAGCUACCUGGUCAUGGAUGUACUGCAGAUGGAUUUCCCUGAUGGGUGCUUCCAGGUGGUCCUCGACAAAGGCACUCUGGAUGCUCUCCUGACUGACGGAGAAGAGGCCACUUUGGCCAGGGUGGAGAGAAUGUUUACCGAAAUUGGCCGUGUCCUUCAAUUCGGAGGGCGUUAUCUGUGUGUCUCCUUAGCCCAAGCACAUGUCUUGAAAGCGGCUGUGGAAUAUUUCUCCAAGGAAGGCUGGAUGGUUCGAGUACACCAAGCUUCUGGGAAGGAAGCUACCACUUCCGAAGGCAAAUUUGCCCUGCCAGUAUUUAUCUACAUUAUGACGAAGAUGAAGCCAGUGCCCAGCUCAGCUUCUCGAAUUUUAGAACUGUGUGCAGAGAAACAUGACAAGCCUGUCCGGUUUUCAUCUUUGGAGCAUCUAAUUGAGGCAGUGAAAGAGCGGCAGCAGUAUGCUCUCCUACGCAGCCAGCUCAAUAAGAACCCUGGCAUGGGGGGCACCUCUCUGGAUCUGUGCAGCAAGGACAGUGGCCAGGUCCGCUACACCUUGCAUGUGGUGCACUGCCCAACCGUGAAGGUGUCGCGGGACAAUCGCUUUGCCAUCUUCAUCGUUCCACAGGGCAGAGAAACAGAGUGGGUCUUUGGGACUGAGGAAGGACGAAAGCAAUUGGCUGCCAGUGCAGGGUUCCGACGCCUGGUCACUGUGGCCUUGCACUGGGAUCAGCACUAUGAAAGCAUGGAAACCAUCCAGGCGGAGCUGUCAGAAAAAGUGAUGGAGCUGGCCCCACCUGGUCUCCAGGCCCAGCAAAAGGUUCCUUUUCUGUCGGUGGGUGGAGACAUUGGGAUCCGCACUAUUCAGCAUCGUGAUAAGAGCUCCCUCAGCGGGGAGUAUAUCAUUGAGGAUGUGAAGGGAGAUGAUGCCCACUACUUCCGCCAUCUUAUCUUCCUCAGCAACAGGAAUGUGGUGCAGUCAGAAGCCCGAUUGUCAUCCGGAGCACCUUGCAAAGGAAAUAAGAAGCCCAAAAAGAAGAAGAAAGCAGCUUCCAGCAAUCCUGUGAAGCCUGUUGAAGUGUCCACGGGUAUGUCCAUUGACAAGAGCUUCCUGUGUUGUGCUCAUCACAGAGCCAUGGUUGCGGGCCUGUCCCUGCUGAAGAAUCCCGAACAUCUCCCAGAAGUCCCGCUCCGUGUGCUGGUGAUUGGCCUGGGCGGCGGCAGCCUUCCCCUCUUCAUCCACGACUACUUCUUGCAGUGCACUGUUGAGGUGGUGGAGAUCGACCCAGCCAUUUUGGAAGUGGCCACACGCUGGUUUGGCUUCUCGGUAGGGGACAGGCUGAAGGUUCAUAUUGCGGAUGGCUUGGUCUACGUCUCCAGCCUAGUGGAAGAAGCGCCAGCCUCUUACGAUGCCAUCAUGUUUGAUGUUGACAGCAAGGACGCUGCCGUGGGAAUGAGCUGCCCACCCCCAGCCUUUGUGGAGAAGCCUUUUCUGCAAAAAGUGAGAGCCCUGCUGAAAACAGAAGGUGUUUUCAUUCUCAACUUGGUGUGCCGAGAUGCCAAGCUCAGAGAGACUGUUUUGGCUGCCCUUAAAGAGGUGUUCCCUCUGCUCUAUGCCUGGCAGAUCGAGGGGGAAGUGAACAAGAUUCUUUUCUGUCAGCAGCAGGGCGGACGCAAACUACCUCCUGCAGAGCUCCAGGCGUCGGCCCAGGCUCUGGAGAAAGCCCUGCGGCAACCUGGCUGUGCUUGGGACAGCACUUACACCCUUGCAGACAUGCUGGAGUCAGUCAAACUGGUGUGAGGGAAGGAAAGGCCUCCUGUCCUGCAUGGCAUCUGGCAUGCUGAGAGAAGCAGCAACCCACAGUGGUGUGGGGAUCAGUUGCGCUCUCACUGUCCUUGCACAGCGUUGCAAGAGGGAGAGGAAAGCUCCCCCCUCAAGGUGGCACGGAAAGGCUGUAAUGGUGAAAAGGAGAUUGCCACUCAAAGAGACAGUGAAGUGCUUCUCAGGAGUGGGUUCUUGCAUUGCAGUUGCCUGGAAAUGGCAGGGGAUACCUAGCAGGCCUCUGUGUGCUCUUUGUUGGGGAACUGAGAAGGGCAGCAACAGCAACAAGAGAAACCAUCUGAAAUAAACAUUUUUCUGUCUGUUAUGUGAUGGGUGGUGGGAUGAGGCAGUGUGAACCAGUCACCUUGACUAAAGCUUAAUAGACUAUUGAAUGUGCAAAGAAGGAUCAUGGUACUUUUCUGUAUAAUGAAACCAGUGGACUGUAAGAUGGGGCAAGUGCUGGCAAGUACCAUGAUCCAAAGACUCCAUUUUUAAAAAGAGCAUAUAAGGG